AUGCCUUCUCGUCUCACGAGUUAUUUUGGUGUCAGGCGUGGUGGUGACCUGGUUUCUGCGAGGGUAAAAAGUCUAUUGGGGGAUUUUGGGGCAUCGGUACCGAGGGCAGCUUCUGCUGAUUCUGAACCUGCCCGACUUGCUUCUACACUUGACACUUCGACUGGGUCGCGGUUGAAAAUUAAGGCCGCGCGAAAAGAACAACUUGAGACCACUGAUUUCCCUAAAUCAACGGUUUCUAAUUCAAGUUGUAUCAGUGUCUCCCAGUACUCUCAAUCCUCCAUCGGUAAAGAAACACCCGGAAAUAUUGAACUAGUAAAAUCCACAGGUUCUUUUGAAUCCGAAGUUUCUUUUUCGAAGUAUGGAAGUACUUCUGGGAUUGUUCAGACAAAAGAUGGCGGUCAAAAAAUGAAGGUGGUGCCCCAUGCUUCAAAGCAGUCUCGUGAUCUUCCAGUAAUUGCUCUUAAUGCGCCUCUAAUUUCGAUGCAGAAACCUUUAAAAGACUUAUUAAAGCCUAGUAUCGAAAAGGAGACCCAGGUUCUUACGAAAUCGGAUAGUUGCUCCAAUACCUCCCUUAAGGGAGCUGUGAUUCCUUUUGGAAAAGAUACCACAGCUACUGAGCGGGUUGAGUCAGAUGCUGCAUCUGGCUUUCCUUCUCCUUCUGCGUUGCCUCUUCCCUGUCACAUGGAGCGGUUAUUGGAAUUAUUUAGAACCUGUGAAACUCUCGUCAGUACACUUCAUAAUCGCUCUGAGGUGUGCAGUUUUGACAAAAUCAAACCAGCUGUGCAGGAGGUAGUGCGAUGUGACUUCACUGAAGUAACGGUUGGAAAGUUUUCCGCAGUCUAUCCCUUAGCCUACAGCUUCCGUUACGACAGACAGCUGGACAAAAUAACUAAGCUUCCACUUAGCACGUACACGUUGGUUCUUGUGCCAAACUUGCGGGCAGAUGGUACCCAAAUGGCUCUCGAUUCGCCCUCGAAGGGUCAUCUUGUCUUUACCGGCACUCGGCUCAUUCAGCGCCGUCAUAUCUUCCAGGACUCACUUCUGCUACGAGUGAAGAAGGCACAUCGGGAGUUCCUGAUGGUGCGCUUUGGUCUCUUGGAGGGGGAUUUGCCUGAAGAUUCAAGUCUGCGUCGAUGGCAUCCCGCUUUCGCGUUGGACACUGCCGUCCCCGAAGUUGAACCCGUUCCUCUACCCCCACGGCCUCUCAAUGGCCCCGGCGGUGACUCCAGGAUCACCUCAGCUGGCGAGGCCGUGACGACAUUCCGUGAGCGCGCGCUUUUUAGAGAAGCCAGGGCCUGUGAAAAAUUGGUUUCCCAGGAGGCCACCGAUGAACGGAAGUUGGGGCCUCCUACUGCAGCUGCUGCCGUCACUGGUUCGAGUAAAACUUCCAACAGCGCCAUUUUGAGGGGUGUUUCGGCUGCUCUACUAGCUAAAGUACGUGAGCGCGAGAGGCAGCUAAACUUCUCCAUCCUAACGCAACCAGUCGCCUCAGCUUCGGAGAGGGCCGCCUACUCCGCCCUGCCGGUGACCGUCACGCAGAUCUGGCGCGAGCUGCGGCGUGCCAGCAGACGUCCGGUCCCAAUUUCCCUCAUCGCCACGCGACUCGUCCAGUCCAGUGGAUCUGGUCUCUCACUUGACGAGGCAAUGGCUCGAAUCGAAAAAUUGCUUACGCUGAUGCCUGAUUGGGUGGAGAAGGUCGCCUGGGUGCGACCCUAUUUGCGCUUCAAGGGGAACAGCGCGAAUCGACCACUGAGGGAGGUAAUUGACGAGGUGAAGGCCAAGGCAGUCAAAAAGGAUGUUCUUUAA
Echinococcus granulosus is the source of this 1806-nucleotide messenger RNA. Its product is annotated as DNA replication factor Cdt1. The record is from RefSeq and is a predicted model, not a curated record. The transcript has 7 exons. The coding region runs from base 1 to 1806 and encodes 601 amino acids. Gene Ontology annotation, molecular function: DNA binding; DNA polymerase binding. NCBI's taxonomy places the organism in Eukaryota, Metazoa, Platyhelminthes, Cestoda, Cyclophyllidea, Taeniidae. Gene Ontology annotation, biological process: mitotic cell cycle; DNA replication checkpoint signaling; DNA replication preinitiation complex assembly. Gene Ontology annotation, cellular component: nucleus.